Molecule: messenger RNA, 384 nt
Organism: Coniophora puteana RWD-64-598 SS2
Lineage: Eukaryota; Fungi; Basidiomycota; Agaricomycetes; Boletales; Coniophoraceae
Exons: 1
Coding region: 1-384 (127 amino acids)
Source: RefSeq, a predicted model, not a curated record
AUGUACAGCUUGCGUAGCCCUGCACAGCCCUGCACACUCUGCCCAUCCACGACCACCGCCGUCGCGUUCGCCACGGCGACCAUCCCGUUCGUACCCACCGGCGUCUGCAUGAUGAUCGACACGAUCCCGCUGUUGUGUGCCAUCAUCUACUGCACGCCGAACGCGCCUCUCCCGGCCGCUGCACCCCCACCUGCUCCUGCUGCACCUGCACCUGCACUCGCACUAGCGCCCGUCUCUACGACGCCACAGACGCGGGCCUCGCUCGCCACGUUCAACUCGAAGAAGUGGGGCCCGGGCCGCCCGGUCGUCGCACAGGAAUCGCGCGCCAUGAGCGAAGCCGUGUCCGCAACCUCGAGCAGCCUCGUGCCCUCAAGCGGCACGUAG